AUGGCAGCUCGGCUGUGGCUGCCUCCGCUGGCGGUCCCAGCCUAUCACUGCCAGCGGUAUCCCGUGUCCUUCAAGCAGAGGAAAAACGCCAUCUUCAAGUAUCACCGCCUUUUCAUAGCAGUGAACACAGCCAGUGAAGGCCUCCCGGUGUCCUGUGGGGUGGCCCUAACGACUGGCAGGCUCUUGGCCACUUCGCGAACUGUUCCUGAUCUUACUUGUGGGUCGCAGCUUGCACCUUACUCUCAACACUUCUGUGCUGUUUUCCACAUCCAGAGAUGCAUUCCAACUAGCGACGUCCCGCACGAGUUGAAAAAGGUGCCAGUGUUGCAGGGAGCGCUGCAUUGUUCUGCUCCCCAACAUCAUGCAAUAGACUCUUCAGCGACAGAAGCACCGCUGUCUCCGCUGUCUCCAGGGGGCGCAUUUACGUCAGUUGAUAGCCAUUCGGCAGGGAUGCUACCUCAAGAGUCCAAAGGUGCACGAACACCGCAGCUCUCCAGCGGAGAGGAAAACCUGAACGCAGAUAAGAGCAGCCGUAUCACCCCUAAGGGCAAUCAGCCACAGGCCAAACAGAGCGAGGCCUCGCAGUCCUCAACGGGAAAAAAAUCUAAAUCCUCGAACUUUUGUUUUUCAGCUGAUGCACCCCCUUACACUCCUCAAUCCUCAGCAGCGAAGCAGGCAAUCAAGGCAGCAAACCGUUUAGGCACCGUGACGGAGACGUUUGACUUGGGAUUUAUUCGCCCCAUCAAUCCUCUUGCUGGAAACCAGCAGCAACAAACUUUGCAGCAACGGCCCCCUUAUUCGUCUAUACCUGCUCCCCUAACGAUUUCUGCUGAUUCCAGGGUACCUCGGCGAGCAGACUCUAUAGCCACCCACGCAGAAACACAGCUGCAAUCAGAUACAGUGCGGAAGGUUUCAAUAAAGUCGAAUGCGAAUGCGGCGACUUCUACAAUACCCCUCAAAUUCUGCAAGUUUCUCGUAGGCGAAGAUGUUGCAGGCUUUUUGGUUGGGCGAAAAGGCGUUGGCAUUGAGGAAUUCCAAUCUCGAAACGGCCCGGGGCUGAAAGUCAGCGUAUCAAAGAGAGGGGAACUUUUCCCAUGUUUGCUGGAGCGAACAGCUACUGCCGUUGGAGUUGGUGAUGGCGUGGAGCGUGCCUUGCUAGAAGUGUCUCGUGUAGCACUUGACAGGGCGAUGCAUAAGGAAGAGGAGCGGCGAAUUGACAAUGGAAAAAAAAUAUGCAAACCCAAGGGAUGCUUCAAACUUGUCGUGCCCGAGUCCGCCCUCGUGCACAUCUUCACGCCGGAUCCCGAGGGGCGCGUGCCUAUGCUGGAAGUCGCUCAUGACGGAAAUGCUAGCUCUCCUGCUUUGUGCGAUGCAGCUAAGAAGCACGGAGUGGAGAUUCUCUCUUCUGCAGAAGGCGGAUAUCUACACAAUAAGAUUCACCACUUGGGACUAAAGGAGACCGUUCUGCAAAUAAUUGGCACAUCGGAAACGGUGCCAGCAGCAGUGGUGGAUCUGUCACUGCUUUACCAGGGUGAUCCGUCCCUGCCUUCCUCUCUCCACUUGAACUACUCACAUGCACACUUUGUUGCCACUCCACCUCCUCCCCCAACCCCUCCGCCUUCCCCGGCUCUCAGCAGCAGCUGUGGCAACAGGGUGCCCCCCCACUUUGCACAUCCCGCAGGAUUGCUGCAUUUACCAAGUGGCCAGCACCACUUCGGAAACUCCAGCAGCUGGAGUCAUACGCCACAACCGACGCCGAUGCUGGACGGCCUGAGGGCGUCUGGUAGCUCCCAAGCCUCAAUGCUGUGCAUGCCUCCAACUGUCGGCAGAUCGGACAGCAUUCCAGCUGCUCAGGUGUCACAAACUGAGUGCCAAUUGGUAUUGCAAAAGCAAGGAUUUAAGAGACCCUCUUCAUAUUCCCUCCCUAGCAGUGGCAAUGGAUGUCUAGGUGGAUGGCAGAAUUGUAAAGAAAGCGCUGCCCCAAGCAUACCGUCGCUGGCGGGCGAACGCCUAAAAGCAGAGCUGCAGCAGCAUUUGAAGGCCGCCAUAGUUGCUGCAGCAGCUGCAGAUGCGGCGCCUGCGCAGCAUCAACCGUCUUCCAUCCAGACCAACUCCAAUCCGCCUUUUUGGACCCAACAGCAGCAAUCCCAUAAUCUGCGGGAGCAGCAAGGGCAACCCCAACAGCAGCUUACAGCACCACGUGACUGGCCGGACCUACAGCUUCUUAGUCAACUCUGUAUUGCUCAACCUCAACAAAUUUCGAGGGCCAACGAGCAACCCAGGACUCUUCCCCAACAGCAUGCGGAGCAGGGACAGUUUCACCAACUUGAUGAGCUGCCGCAACCAAUCCUGCAGCGACAAGUACAGCAUGCACAGCAAGAGCACCCGAAUAGGCCCUCUACCAGCCUGCUAGACGAAAUGAGCGGGUCUCGUCCAUCAUCCACCUCUUGUCCACUUAGCUUGCAACAACUGCAGCAGCACAUCCAGGCUCUUCACCUGCAAUACAAAGACGGCGAGCAACAGAAGGACAAUGUUACUAGUGUGAGCUCGUUUAUCUCAAAGGCUGGACAAACGGACGAGCAGAAACAGCUACUUCUCACGCAACAGGUGCAGCAACAGCUGCAGCAACACUUGCAACAAGAACUUCGACGGCAGCAGCUCCAGACUCUACAGCAGAGCCAAGUCUACCGCCCUCCUCAGCACCUAGACAUACCGCCCGUGCAACGUUGGACUCCUCCCCAAGCGGCAUCACUGCACGGCGAGCAGCACUACCCACUUACUUGUUCAGAGUCAGGAAGGGGUCAAUCCCAGCAGCUGCAACAAUUUCAGUCACUUCGAGAGAGGGCUCUCGUUAACACCGAAACCGCUAAUGGGUCCAAGAUUCAGCACCUGGAUCCUGAGCUGGUGCAGCAACCACAAUUAGAUGCUCCAAUCGAGCCGCUUUCUCCGGUACCGCCUCCCCAGUGGGCGCAAAUCCCGCAACACCAGCUACAAGAAAAAAUGCAGCAUGUGGCCCAGCCGCAAAGUGAAAUGAGAAUGCUACUGGGUUCUUCGCAGUGCAGUCCGUCUGGUGCCUCCCCAGGCCUGUCAGCUCAGCCACCACAGCGGCACUCUUCUGCACUUUUGUUGGAGGCUCAUGAUCCUAUUAACUUCGCCGCCGUACCCCAGCACCCAGAAGAGGCUGCAUCUACCCUGACACAGCCGGCACUGGAAGGACCAGUGUAUCCUGCGCUCCACCAGCUAGUUCAGUCUGAAGAAGAAAUAUGUGACCCUCUCGCAGUGCGCAAGCUUCUAGAGGACCUUCUUAAGAUAAUUAGCCUCUCUACAACAGACGAAACUCCUGACAGUCAGUGCCACGAACCGAAGGUGGGUUUCGGAGAAGCCAUUCCUGAGUCGUUCGUCGCAGCGGAAACAACCCCAGCGGCAGCUAUACCAGGCUUUGACCAGCCAUCGCAGGCGACGAAAUGCCGCCCCUUCUGCCACCAGGGACGAGCCUCGGACUAUUAG
Eimeria acervulina is the source of this 3507-nucleotide messenger RNA. RefSeq lists its product as hypothetical. The coding region runs from base 1 to 3507 and encodes 1168 amino acids. The record is from RefSeq and is a predicted model, not a curated record. Lineage: Eukaryota; Apicomplexa; Conoidasida; Eucoccidiorida; Eimeriidae. The transcript is spliced from 8 exons. Gene Ontology annotation, molecular function: RNA binding.